Molecule: messenger RNA, 477 nt
Organism: Cylicostephanus goldi
Lineage: Eukaryota; Metazoa; Nematoda; Chromadorea; Rhabditida; Strongylidae
Source: the annotation of a GenBank genome assembly
AUGAACUGCUUAUUCGUGCUUGCUCUCGUUGGCCUAGCUGCGCUGGUCAGUGCCAAGGACCUGCCCGACAAGUACUACGGAAAGUUCGACCUCGAUCACUCGGAGAACUUCGACGAGUAUUUGGAGGCUAAAGGAUAUGGCUGGUUCACUCGAAAACUCGUCACAUUCGCCACAUUCAAGAAGGAGUUCACGAAGAGCGACAAACCCGGCAAAUUCGACUACUCGAACCUUACCUCGAAGAAGGACGUCCACUACAAAGACGUCGAACUUGGCAAGGAAUUCGUAGCCGAAGGUCUCGACUCCACCAAGCAUAAGGUAUACCACAUACGACUUUUUACUCCCUCCACCACCUCGCUCUACUGGACAGUUGGCCGGACGGCUGACGCGAUUGAUUGUGGAUUGUUGAUCCUAGGCCAGAUUUAUCUUUGCGUUCACAUUUCAGAUUACAUUCGACCUAGUCGGAGACAAGUUGUUUGA